AUGGCUGACAAGCAAAUCAUUCCCCCAAAGCAUGACCUCGAUGCCAAAUGGGACGCCUGCCUUGAUCUCACUGUCCGUCGCUUCGUCUACUCCUCAUCUGCUGGUGCAUUUGCCGGUCUUCUAUUUUUCAGUCAGUACCUUGUUUCUUUGAUUCAUUUAUUUGCGAAGAUGCUCAUGUUCUUAGCUGAGUCUACUUUUUGUUUCUGGCAACAGCAGUGUUGCAGCCUACUUGAAAGGAAUGAGCAGGGUGUAACAGGCCUUAUGAGUAGCAGUGUCUUAGUAGCUCUCCAGGAAGGAACAAUCAGGGGUGAAGGUGUUGAAAAUGCUGCAGACUCAAAAAUAUCAUGUAGUUUACUGAAUGUGGAAGAUGGGAUAGAUGAUGAAGCAUGUGAAUUAGUCAAUGGAGUGGAGCUUUCACUUGGGGAGGGUGAUGAUAAUAUCCGUGCUUAUCUGUUCAAGGCAGUAAAAAAUAACAAUGGAACAGGUCUAUUGCUUCUUUCAGAUGUUUUCGGGUUUGAGGAUUCUUUCACUAGAGAUUUUGCAUAUCGGGUAGCUUGCAAUGGUUACAACAUUCUAGUUCCAGACUUAUUUCGUGGAAAUCCAUGGACAAAGGAGCAGCCAGAUGUGUUUGAAAAGUGGAUUACUAGACAAAACCUAGAGAGGAUAGCAGAAGACAUUAGCAGAUGGACAAAAUGGCUGGUUGAUGAAUUUAUGGCUGCAGGGAUUUCCAAGAAACUUGGCAUUAUUGGCUUCUGCUUUGGAGGUGGCCAAGUGUUAAAGGUGCUGGCCCAAGAUCAAGGUUCUUGUUUUGGCACUGGAAUCUCCUUUUAUGGUACAAGGAUGGCUCACCUUGCUGCUUCUGAUAUAAAGGCUCCUGUCUUAUUUAUUUUAGGAUAUAAUGACCCACUUUGCGUGGUAAGUGAAAUAGAGAAUAUUCAGAAAAAAAUUUGCGGGGGUUCCAAAGUAGUGGUGUUCCCAGGUAGAGGUCACGGAUUCGCUCACCGCCCUGGAUCUCCUGAAGAAGAUGUGGAUGCCGAACAAGCUUACGUGAUUAUGAGAGACUGGCUAUAUGAUCAUUUGAUUAUAUAA
Messenger RNA from Sphenostylis stenocarpa, 1089 nucleotides. The record is from the annotation of a GenBank genome assembly. Lineage: Eukaryota; Viridiplantae; Streptophyta; Magnoliopsida; Fabales; Fabaceae.